AUGGCAGACGGCUACCUGUCACACCGGCCGAAAGAGAAGGUUCGAACGGACAGCAACAACGAGAACUCGGUGCCCAAAGAUUUUGAGAACGUGGAUAACAGCAACUUUGCACCCAGGACUCAGAAGCAGAAGCCCCUGCCCGAGUUGGCCAAAAGGCCAGCAAGUAAACCCAAAGAGCUUUUGAGGAAGAAGCUGGAGCAGGAGGACAAAGGGAGGGGCCGGCCGUUCCUGGGCAAGGGGGCCAAUCAGGUGGUGCCUCCGGGUCACGAGAGGGCCCCGGUCAACAGCAGCCAUGCCAAGGAUGCCCCCCGGCAGGCCCACAUCAAGAGGAGUGGGGCCAGCUCUCCUGAGAUCAAAUACGACCAGCCUCCCAAGUGUGCCAUCUCGGGCAAGGAGGCCAUCUCGGCCCUCUCUCGCUCAAAGUCCAAGGACUGUCGUCAGGAGAUCGCCGAAACCUACUGUCGCCACAAGCUGGGCCUCCUGAUGCCUGAGAAGGUGGCUCGAUUCUGCCCACUGGAAGGCAAAGCCAACAAGAACGUGCAGUGGGAUGAGGACUCGGUGGAGUACAUGCCUACCAACCCGGUGAGAAUCGCCUUCGUCCUGGUGGUCCAUGGCCGCGCCUCCCGGCAGCUACAGCGCAUGUUCAAGGCUAUCUACCACAAAGACCACUUCUACUACAUCCACGUGGACAAGCGUUCAAACUACCUGCACCGGCAAGUGCUCCAGUUCACCAGGCUGUAUGCGAACGUGCGCGUCACGCCCUGGAGGAGGGCCACCAUCUGGGGGGGUGCCAGCCUGCUGUCCACCUACCUGCAGAGCAUGCGGGACCUGCUGGAGAUGACCGACUGGCCCUGGGACUUCUUCAUCAACCUCAGCGCGGCUGACUAUCCCAUCAGGACAAACGACCAGUUGGUGGCUUUUCUCUCCCGAUACCGAACUAUGAAUUUCCUGAAGUCGCAUGGCCGAGACAACGCAAGGUUCAUCCGGAAACAGGGCCUGGACCGGCUGUUCCUCGAGUGUGAUGCCCACAUGUGGCGCCUGGGGGAUCGGCGCAUCCCGGAGGGCAUCGCGGUGGAUGGCGGCUCCGAUUGGUUCCUGCUGAACCGCAAGUUUGUGGAGUAUGUGACAUUCUCCACAGAUGAUCUGGUGACCAAGAUGAAGCAGUUCUACUCCUACACCCUGCUUCCUGCUGAGUCCUUCUUCCACACGGUCCUGGAGAACAGCCCGCACUGCGACACCAUGGUGGACAACAACCUGCGCAUCACCAACUGGAACCGCAAGCUGGGCUGCAAGUGCCAGUACAAGCACAUCGUGGACUGGUGCGGCUGCUCGCCCAACGACUUCAAGCCCCAGGACUUCCACCGCUUCCAGCAGACGGCCAGACCCACCUUCUUUGCCCGGAAGUUUGAAGCUGUGGUGAAUCAGGAGAUCAUCGGGCAGCUGGACUACUACCUGUAUGGGAACUACCCCGCGGGCACCCCCGGCCUCCGCUCCUACUGGGAGAAUGUGUAUGACGAGCCGGACGGCGUCCACAGCCUGAGCGAUGUGGCCCUCACCUUGUACCACUCCUUCUCCCGCCUGGGCCUCCGCAGGGCCGAGAUGUCCUUGCACAGCGAUGGGGACAACAGCUGCCGGUAUUACCCGAUGGGCCACCCAGCGUCUGUCCACCUCUACUUCCUUGCUGACCGCUUCCAGGGCUUCCUCAUCAAGCACCACGCUACCAAUCUGGCUGUGAGCAAACUCGAAACCCUGGAGACGUGGGUGAUGCCCAAGAAAGUCUUCAAGAUCGCCAGUCCACCCAGCGACUUCGGGAGACUUCAGUUUUCUGAGGUCGGCACUGACUGGGAUGCUAAGGAGAGGCUGUUCCGCAAUUUUGGGGGUCUCCUGGGACCCAUGGAUGAGCCAGUGGGCAUGCAGAAGUGGGGGAAGGGUCCCAACGUGACUGUGACUGUCAUCUGGGUGGACCCCGUCAAUAUCAUCGCAGCCACCUACGACAUCCUGAUUGAGUCCACUGCCGAAUUCACUCACUACAAACCUCCUUUGAACUUGCCCCUGAGACCCGGGGUCUGGACCGUGAAAAUUUUACACCACUGGGUGCCCGUUGCGGAGACUAAAUUCCUUGUUGCACCGCUGACUUUCUCUAACAGGCAGCCCAUCAAACCAGAGGAGGCGCUGAAGCUGCACAACGGCCCCCCGCAUGGCGCCUACAUGGAGCAGAACUUCCAGAGCCUGAACCCCGUGCUCAGCCUGCCCAUCAGCCCCGCCCAGGUGGAGCAGGCCCGGCGGCACGCAGCAUCCGCAGGCGCCGUCCUAGAGGGCUGGCUGGACUCGCUGGUGAGCAGUGUGUGGACUGCCAUGGACAUCUGCACCACCGGGCCCUCCGCCUGCCCCGUCAUGCAGGCCUGCACCCAGACAGCCUGGAGCUCCUUCAGCCCGGACCCCAAAUCCGAGCUGGGGGCCGUCAAACCCGAUGGCCGCCUCAGGUAG
Elephantulus edwardii (Cape elephant shrew) is the source of this 2487-nucleotide messenger RNA. Its product is annotated as xylosyltransferase 1-like. Gene Ontology annotation, biological process: chondroitin sulfate proteoglycan biosynthetic process; heparan sulfate proteoglycan biosynthetic process. The coding region runs from base 1 to 2487 and encodes 828 amino acids. The record is from RefSeq and is a predicted model, not a curated record. Lineage: Eukaryota; Metazoa; Chordata; Mammalia; Macroscelidea; Macroscelididae. Gene Ontology annotation, cellular component: membrane. Gene Ontology annotation, molecular function: protein xylosyltransferase activity. The transcript is spliced from 11 exons.